AUGUCGACUGAUGAAGAUGACAAUGAGAUCAAAGCGGAUGAGAUUGUAUCAGAUAUAAUUGAAUUAAUACAAACCACAACGAAAACAAGCUAUAUUCUCUCCUCUAAUUUAUCAACUAAAUUAUUCAAUUAUUUUGAUCGUAUCAAUCUUGCUGAUGCAAAUUCAUUGUGGAACAAUUUGAAUUCGGCUGUUGAACGUUUUGAACACGAUUCAAAUCAUCCAGAUAUUGUUUGCUUUGAAUCGCUGAUAAAUACGCUCAGUUGUUGCGCAAACGAUUGUGAAGAAAGAAAUUAUACACUUGGCCGUGAUUCAUCCACUUUAGCUGAUAGUAUUACGCAGUUAAAUGAAUUAUUAGUAGCUCAUGUUAAUUUACAAUACGAUGAUACCGCUAUUAUAUGCGCUUUUCGUUUAUUGACACAUUUACUGAUGUUAGAUGAAUUGUUUCCUGUUCAAACAUUUGUUCAACUCAGUGAUCCUGCGUUUUUAAAACACAUUUGUUGUUUAAUCGAAAAAAGUGUUAAUUCUAGAAAAUCGGAUGGCAAUUUUGAAAAUGACAAUGAAAGUCUUAUUUUAAAUUCAAUCAAAUUUUUGUUAGCAUUAAAUUUGAAAUUUGAUUAUCCAAGUGAAAACCCUCUAAUGUUAAUGAUGCAAACAAAUGAUCAGUCGAUAUUUCGAGAGUUAUUAGAAAGACUAAUAUUAUUGUUAAAUCGAAACGUUGAUUUACUACCAAACAGCAUAUCAAAACAAAACUCUAUCAUUAAAUUUUUUACUGAUGUAUUCAGUGCAACAACAAUAAGUGAUCAUCUUUUAUAUGAAUCUGAUCGGCGGCUAAUAGUCGAGAUUAUAAGUCGUGAAUUGAAUGAUAGAUCUUGCGCGGACGAUUUAACGACAGAUGAAGUUCAAAAUAUAAAGCGUGCUACUACUGAUGAGACACCGAAAUUAAGCGAACAAGUUGAAUUAGAAGAGGCGGAAGCAGCUUUAGCAACAAAAGAUUACACGGUUGCAAAAGAAAUAUUGCAAAAACUUGUUAAAAUAGAGGCUGUAUCAGAAGACGAAGAUGCAAUUCGAAUUAAAGAAACGGCUAUAUUAACACUGGGAAAAUUAUUUAAACAAACAAAAGAUGCAAAAGCUUUGGCUGAAUUAAUAAAAACAACACGUCCAUUUCUUGGUCUUGUUAGUAAAGCUAAAGCAGCUAAACUUGUUCGUACAUUAGUUGAUUUGUUUCUCGAUAUGGAAGCUGGAACUGGCCAAGAAGUCACGCUGUGCCAAGAAAAUAUUGAGUGGGCUAAGAGUGAAAAUCGAACAUUUCUACGGCAGGAAUUAGAAUCUCGUCUUGUUGCACUUUAUUUUGAGACAAAACGUUAUAAUGAAGCGCUUCAAUUAGGCUCACAGUUACUCAAAGAAUUAAAAAAGUUAGAUGAUAAACAAUUGUUAGUGGAAGUACAAUUACUAGAAAGCAAAACAUAUUUUGCAUUAAGUAACACACCAAAAGCAAGAGCAGCAUUGACAUCUGCUCGUACAACAGCAAACGGCAUUUAUACACCUCCAAAACUACAAGCUAGUCUUGAUCUACAAUCAGGCGUUCUUCAUGCAGCCGAAGAUAAAGAUUUUAAAACCGCUUUUUCCUAUUUUUAUGAAGCAUUUGAAGGAUAUGAUCAGAUUGAUAGUAACAAAGCAGUCACAGCACUGAAAUAUAUGCUUUUAUCCAAAGUUAUGAUGAAUUUGUCUGAUGAUGUAAACGCAUUGAUGUCUGUCAAAUUGGCGUUAAAAUAUGCCGGACGUGAUGUUGAAUCAAUAAAAGCUGUUGCACAAGCCAGUAAAAAACGAUCAUUAGCUGAUUUUCAACAAGCACUGAAAGAUUAUCAUGUUGAACUAGUAGAUGAUCCAAUGGUUCGUUCACAUUUAGACACAUUAUAUGAUAAUCUUCUAGAACAAAAUCUUUGCCGUUUGAUUGAACCCUAUUCUAAUGUACAAAUUGGUCACAUAGCACAUUUAAUCAAUUUACCACAAGAUGUUGUUGAGAAAAAAUUAUCGCAGAUGAUUCUUGAUAAAAAAUUUAGCGGUAUGUCUCAAUGUCUUAUCAAAUAUAAUCAUGUUACUAUUUGUUCUCUAUUUUUGUUAAUAGGUAUAUUAGAUCAAGGUAGCGAAGUUUUGAUUAUAUUCGAUGAGCCACCGUCCGAUACUCAAUAUCAAGAUGCACUUGUUAUCGUGCAAAAUAUGAGUAAAGUUGUCGACACUUUAUUUCAGAAAACAAAAAAAUUGUCAUAG
Didymodactylos carnosus is the source of this 2268-nucleotide messenger RNA. NCBI's taxonomy places the organism in Eukaryota, Metazoa, Rotifera, Eurotatoria, Philodinida, Philodinidae. The record is from the annotation of a GenBank genome assembly.